Molecule: messenger RNA, 2728 nt
Organism: Andrographis paniculata
Lineage: Eukaryota; Viridiplantae; Streptophyta; Magnoliopsida; Lamiales; Acanthaceae
Exons: 2
Coding region: 188-2281 (697 amino acids)
Source: RefSeq, a predicted model, not a curated record
GUUUUUAGUUUAGGGGACUAAAAAGCGUGAUUUUCAGCUGAGGGAGGAAGAGAUUUUGCAUAUGGUGGAAAUGAGGUGAGGACUGUGGAGGAAGGAAGAGGAAUCGUGGAAGACUUGGUUGCUGACUGAUGUCAACGAUCUACAACUGAAAUUCAAUCAGUUUUCUGCGGUUUCCUCGGCCUCUGCGAUGGAAGGUAUAUCCCCUGAUCAGGAUUCAGCAGAAUCCAUGAACAAAUACUCCAGUACUUCCUCAGGUGGUAGGAAUCAUGACAAGAAGGAAUUUCUUCGGAGAUUUGUCAACAGCGAGGCGUUGAAAGGAAAUCUAGAGAGUUGGCUCGAACACAUAGCUGAAGAUAAUAACCCUACUUUUGAUGUUCCUUUCGAGUUGAUAGAUCUUCAGAAGUUCGACUAUGCUCUAGAAGGUGUACCUUUCCAGCAACUAAUUCGAAUGCCCAGUGCUAUGUAUGCAUCAACAUCCACCACUGUCGAAGAAACUGUUUUUCUUGCUCUGGAGGAUUUUCUCCAUGCAAGUGUGAUCGGCUUGUGGGAAGCUUUUUGGGGUGGUCAGGAAAAUGAUUUGAUCCCGUUUUAUAUCUCAUCUUUGUAUGAUGGAAACUUGAGAUUUUACCAAGCCGAACAUGCCAUAGCUAAAGGAAAACUUGGGGGGCUUUGUGGAUCUGCUGUAAUGGUAAAGAAUCCCCGACAUCCAAAUGGGAAGUGGGACGAUGUUGUUGAGCUAGCCCUGCUGAGACCCGACAUUGGAAGUCUUGCUUCAGCUGAGGAAGACUCAAAGACACCUCCCGUCUCUAUCAUGGGUGAAGCUUUAUUCUUUGCAGUUCGUGCGUUGGUUGCAAGAAGCAUCAGCAGAUUACAUAUUCCUUUGAGUUUGAAUACCAUUUAUAUGGUCGUGGUUGAUUCUCAAUGCGGUGGUGUUAUUAGAGUCGAAGGUGACCCAAAUCAGAUUGAAUAUGGUGCGUAUAACGUCUAUGAAUCUGCAGCUGCAUGGAUUAAAGACCAUUCCCAUAUCUCCGUUUCUCCAAUUUAUCGAAUCUGGAACAAGCUUGGGAAUGCGAAUUGGGGAGAUAUUGGUGUUUUACAGGUACUUUAUGCUACAUUCCACUCCAUAGCACAAUAUGCAGGAAACCCUAAGAAUAGUAUUGAAGAUUUAGCUGCUGACCACGGGUCUCGCUUUCAAGCGAGGAAAAUUGAGAGGGGGUUGGAAAAUAUGAGGUUAAAUGCUAACGGUUCUUUCCGACUUCAGCAUCGCAUCGCUUCCCCUGAAAUUGUUGAAGUACAGGAAGAAUCGGUUCAAGUGGAUGCUGAGAAAAAUCGGCCCAAGCUUGACGUGGGAUCUGUUCUAUUAAUAGAGGAUUCGAGCUGGCAAAAGGGCUACCGGAUAGAUGAAGCUUUAAAUGAUGGGGAGAUUAUUUUCUAUAUUGUGACUCCUGUUGAAGAUCCAGGAAAUUCAUUUUUUCUGUAUGUUGGCGCGAAUCCUUCCCAACUGGAGCCGGCAUGGGAGGAUAUGAAGUUAUGGUAUCAAGUGCAGCGGCAAACGAAGGUCCUUAAUGUUAUGAAACAGAAAGGAUUGAUGAGCAAGUACGUUCCAGAUUUGAUUGCAUCUGGGCGGGUCAUUCAUCCGGGACAUUGUAAGAAACCGAGCACAGGUGGUAACAACUGUGACCACCCAUGGUGCGGGACCCACGUGCUGGUGACCAGUCCGGUUGGGAGGAGUGUCUCUGACUUGGUGAGGUCGGGUCAAUUUGGUGGUGAUGAGGCUAUCCGGUGUUGUCAUGACUGCCUGUCGGCUCUAUCAGCUGUAUCGUCUGCUGCGAUUCGGCACGGUGACAUCAGGCCUGAAAAUGUCAUCUAUGUUAGACCUGGCCUCGGGCAGCAGCCGUAUUUUGUCCUAAUUGGUUGGGGACAUGCUAUUUUGGAAGAAAGGGAUCGCCCGGCUUUGAACCUUCAUUUCUCUUCGACUUCUGCUCUUCAAGAAGGGAAGCUUUACUCUGCUUCCGACACGGAAAGUUUGAUAUAUAUGCUAUAUUUUUGUUGUGGUGGGGAUUUGCCAGUUUUGGACUCCGUUGAAGGGGCGCUGCAAUGGAGGGAGAUAUCUUGGUCGAAGAGAUUGAUACAGCAGAAGCUCGGGGAUAUCUCUGCUGUGCUGAAAGCAUUUUCCGAUUACAUUGAUAGCCUUUGUGGGACACCUUAUCCUGUCAAUUAUGAAAUCUGGCUACGGAGGCUGAGAAGCCAAAUCAGGGAAGAUGAUGUCGGGACAUCCUGAUUGAAUCUGGAUUUUACUAACCGUCAUUCAUUGUUGUUCCCGGCCCGGGGUCAUCCUGGAAGACAAGACCUACCAACCUCAACAACAUUCAAGCGCGUUACCAGGUACGUACGAACGAGCACACAAACAAACACUUUCCGUCAUGCUUCUUCAUCUUCCUAUGAUUGUGAGAUACUGAUUUCUGCCCUGUUGAGACGAUGCCUCAGAUGUCGUCUCGUCUCGAAGCUAAAAGCUUCUGAGAAACAAGAGCAAGGGCUUGAAGGGGAUUUGGAUUUGGAAAAAUAUAAUCUGUGGAUUGUGCAUUGUGUGCCUUUGUUGGCAAUAUAUGUCUCACAUUUCUUUAUCUAUUCUUUUUGUUUUUUUUGCUUACAUCUGUGAAAAGGAUGAUUGUAGAGAUGUUAUAUGCCUACUGCUGUUUGUAAAGAUUAUAGAUGUUUUUGAUUGUUU